AUGCCAAUCUCAGCUCUGCCUCAAUCGACUGUCCGCUUUCUUGGCUCCUCGGUCGUCAUCACCAAGCCUUGCGACGUGGUCAAGGAGCUCCUGGACAAUGCCAUCGACGCGGGAGCUAGCUUUGUUGAAAUCGCAAUCUCACCCAAUUAUCUCGAUACGAUACGAGUCCGUGACGAUGGCCAAGGAAUUGAUAUUGAAGAUUUCGAUGCUCUUGGCAAACGUGCUCAUACCAGCAAGUUGAGAGCUUUCAAAGAGCUUGGUUCGAGGGCCAGGGAGACGCUGGGCUUUCGCGGCGAGGCGCUUGCGGCCAUGAAUUCUCUCGGUACCAUCACUGUUACAACCCGAACGGCCGAGGAUGUUGUGGCGACACGUUUGCAGCUCAAGCAAAACGCCGGAGGUGUUGACAACAGACAGCCAGUAUCGGCUCCUGUUGGUACAACCGUUCAGAUCACCAAGCUUUUCGAAACUCUGCCCGCUAGAAAGCAGUAUUCUUUGACGAAUAGCGCCAGAUACAUACAAUCUACAAAAGAUCUCUUGAAAGCUUGCGCCCUAGCUCGACCCGACCUUAGACUAUCAUUCAAGGUUCUUGGAGAAGCUACCCACUGCUGGUCAUACGCCCCAGUUUGUGCCGCAGGAGUCAAGGAGGCAGCUCUACAGAUAUUUGGAACUACUUUGGCCAAUAAUUGCAUCCAUGUGUCUCGCAACUCAGGGUGUGACCAAACGACAGCCCCCCAGCUCGGCCAGCAGCUCCCCGAAGAUUUCAUAUUGGAAGCUCUCAUCCCAAAACCCGUAUUUGAUGCCCAAGCUGUCAAGGGAAAAGGGAUUUAUUUAUCCAUCGACUCAAGGCCCAUCUCAUCUCUGGACCCCAUGGCCAAGAAGAUCAUGGCCAUUUAUAAGCCAUAUCUGAACCGGGCUGCUGGCACUGGAGAGCCUUGUGCUAGCAUACCUAAUCCUUUUGUACAGCUCAAUAUUCGGUGUCCUCCUAACAGCUACGAUGUAAAUCUGACACCGCUUAAGGAUGAAGUUGUAUUCGUGAACGAAGACACCAUCACGGCCUGUUUUGAGGGACUUUGUCAAAAGGUAUACUCCCAAGGACCCAUCAAUCGCCCAGUUUCAACACAAAGGUUCUUGGGGCGUGAGAAGGAGAUAAGGGCAUCAACAGAGGAUAUAAUUGAAAGGCAGGGUAUCCUGUCAUACUGGGAGAUCCACCGUAUGCCAGAUCCUCCGACUCCAGACUCCUGCUCGAAUAUUCAAUCGAUACACAGCGCAGAGCAACUAACCGCGCUCCUACGAACAACAAGAGAUGAACCAGGCAAUCAAGAGAGUGUGCCUACACUAUUGUCCGAACAGUCUUGCACUCAAGGCGCAACUUCGUUGGCAAGAUUGAGGACAUGGAAAACUGUAAACAUGUUCCGAACCAACAGCAACUCUACUGACGAGGACGGCGGGGCGGAUAGAGUUGAGAUACGGGUGCCACAGUCGCUUAUGACAGCCACAAUUCCCUCUAACAAACGGACCAGCGGGAGCUUACGAAUUCCUAACACUUCUGUAUCGGAGAAUAUCGAAAGAUAUCUCCUCUCGAGCAAGAAUGCAACUUUCCAAAUAGCGACGGAUGAGACGGCUACCGAGAGAACCCAACCAGCUUCUGUGACAUCAACAUCGCCUACGAAGUUCCCUGGCCGCAUACCUCUACAACCUUUGACUGAUUCCACGUUAAAUGCGAUGAAUGGCCAAGCAGAGUCGGAAUCUGAUACUUUAAGUGCUGGAUCAGAUAUACCAGAACCAAAUCACCACACGCAGACCAUUGUUGCUACCAAUCAGACGGGUCAAAUAUUUCAACGAACGUCUCUUAAUCCUACUCUGCCGUCCUUCGAGCCUGAGCCCCUGGGAUUUGGCUCCCCGCAUCAGUCGAGAAGUAUGACGGAAUGGCCCACGCCUCCUGCGUCUGGUAAUUUGCGAAACGCGAGACCGUUCAAUUCUCCUUUCAGACCCCCACUCAGGACUUCGCAAAGAGACCUUCCCGCAGGAAAUAUUGCAAAUACACGAUCACGGCUCAGGGCUCCGGAAAGUGGCAGGGUAAUACCUUUUACUUUACCAGGGCAAACCCGCAUCCAACGACCAGCGGUGCUUGGACGGACUACUCAACAAGUGGGAUCGGUAGGUACUCCUAGGUCUAAUGCAGAUAUAGGAAUGAACUAUCCUCAGCUGCACCCCCGAAGGGUACAUGGGUUGAGUCGCCAGAGAGACAUGGAUCAAAAUUUGACACAAGAGAUUGGACUGGCAUCACGGCAGGAAACCCGAGAUGAUGUCUCACAGCCGCAUCUUUUCUUGCAUGAGCCGGACCGGCAUUCCCCCUUUCUGCAGACACCCUUUAUGAGAGCUCUACCCCUCAGUAUCACACCAGCGUCAAAUACAGGCCAAGGUGAUCCAAGUGCGGGUGACGGUGUCUCAAUGGUUCAGACGCCCGAUAUCUCAACGACUGCCUUGGUUCGCUAUGAACCACGGGAUGUCACCCCCCCUGAUAAUGAAAAUGACAACACAGGCGACCCGAGACUUUAUCUUAUCGAGCGGCGACGCUCACAAGCGAGACAUGGCAUUGCGAGGCGAAUCUCAUCUCAACGACUUCCUCUCGAGGUGGUUGCUAGUCACUUGACAAUGCGGAACGCUUCCAUUUCACUCAGGCCGUCGAAGAGAAAAGUCAGGUCAUUGGUGAGACGAGCCCUUUUGCUAGACUAUGGCACCUUGCCAGGUAACCGGGGACACGCAGUAGAGUUCCAAAGCAUGGAAGAGGUUACCGAGCUGGAACAACGUCUCCACAGUGUUGUGGAAUCAUGGAAACAAACACAGAAUCAGCCUGUUGAGGUGGAAUAUAAGCUACGAUCGGCAGCAAAAGGCAAGGGGAUGGGUCGUUGA
Messenger RNA from Trichoderma aggressivum f. europaeum, 2913 nucleotides. RefSeq lists its product as uncharacterized. Gene Ontology annotation, cellular component: MutLalpha complex. NCBI's taxonomy places the organism in Eukaryota, Fungi, Ascomycota, Sordariomycetes, Hypocreales, Hypocreaceae. Gene Ontology annotation, biological process: mismatch repair. The transcript has a single exon. The record is from RefSeq and is a predicted model, not a curated record. Gene Ontology annotation, molecular function: ATP hydrolysis activity; ATP binding; ATP-dependent DNA damage sensor activity. The coding region runs from base 1 to 2913 and encodes 970 amino acids.